GUGAUGCUAUUGGAAGAGCUGACGGAGGGUUCAUUCGUUGGUUCUUGUUCCCGUCUCGUUUCGUCCUAUAAAUAAUACCCGGUAGUUUCCCGGUUCAUAUCCAUCACCACACGAAGCUUGAUCGACCGCGGCUUUCCAGUUUCCCCCUAGAGAUUAAACAGGCAGCUAGCUGAUCAUCAACGCCCGGAGACCCGCGGCGAUGGCUGAGGAGAAGAAGCACCACCACCACCUGUUCCACCGCCACAAGGACGGCGAGGAGGAGGGGGGCGCCGCCGCCGGCGAGGUGGACUACGAGAAGAAGGAGAAGAACCACAAGCACCUGGAGCAGCUCGGCGGGCUCGGCGCCAUCGCCGCCGGCGCAUACGCCAUUCACGAGAAGCACAAGGCGAAGAAGGACCCCGAGAACGCGCACGGGCACAAGGUGAAGGAGGAGGUGGCGGCGGUGGCGGCGCUGGGCGCGGCCGGGUUCGCGUUCCACGAGCACCACCAGAAGAAGGACGCCAAGAAGCACGCUGCUGGCGACAACUGAUGACGAUGGGGCCGAGAGCCUCUGCUCUUGUGCUUCGUGAUUGCGAGAUUAUUGUUGUUUCGCCGUAGUUCUUCUCCUCCCGCCUUUUGCUCCAUCGAUCCGUACAUGUACCAUGCGUAUCCGUAAAAUAAUUGUGCUUGUGCGUGCGUGUCAGCUUGCUCCUCGCAGCAGCUAGCUCCGAUCCAUGCUUGUGUAAUACGAUACAGUAUUUUUUUUUCCCGACGAAUGCUCGUGUAAUAUAUGAAUACCACCACACUAAUACACGCAUCGUUCUUACUGCU
Messenger RNA from Panicum virgatum (switchgrass), 810 nucleotides. RefSeq names its product abscisic stress-ripening protein 1-like. The coding region runs from base 200 to 529 and encodes 109 amino acids. The transcript is spliced from 2 exons. The record is from RefSeq and is a predicted model, not a curated record. Lineage: Eukaryota; Viridiplantae; Streptophyta; Magnoliopsida; Poales; Poaceae.